AUGGCGAAUCGCACAGUGAAAGAUGCGCAUUCAAUCAAGGGGACAAAUCCUCAAUAUUUGAUUGAAAAAAUCAUCAGAACUCGAAUAUACGAAUGUCGUUACUGGAAAGAAGAAUGUUUUGCUCUCACAGCUGCUCUUCUGGUUGAUAAAGCUAUGGAAUUGAAAUAUAUAGGUGGUGUAUUUGGUGGAAAUGUGAAACCAACAGAUUUUUUAUGUCUUAUACUCAAAAUGUUGCAAAUUCAACCUGAAAAAGACAUUGUUGUUGAAUUCAUUAAAAAUGAAGAUUUCAAAUAUGUUCGUGCAUUAGGUGCUAUAUAUAUGAGGUUAACAGGGACAUCAUUAGACUGUUACAAGUAUCUAGAACCAUUAUAUUUAGAUUACAGAAAAAUGAAAAGAAUGAACAGAAAUGGUGAAUUUGAGAUAUUACAUAUGGACGAAUUUAUAGAUGAGUUAUUACGUGAAGAAAGAGUUGUAGAUAUAAUUUUACCUCGAUUACAAAAAAGACAAGUAUUAGAAGAAAGCAAUGAGCUAGAAGUUAGAGUCAGUCCAUUAGAAGAAGAUUUAGAUGAAAUGGACACUUCAGAGGAUGAGGAAGUAGCUAGAAGUCCUUCACCAGAAAGGAAUCAACCUAGAAUCAAAUAUCAAGAUGUAGAUAAACCAAAAAGGAGUCCCUCACCCAAAUACAAACGUAGUCGAUCUCGGUCUCCACAUAGAAGAGAUGAUGAUGACAGGCAUCGGAAAAGUAAAAAGAGUAAAAGAGAUAGACAUCAUCGUGAUGAGGAUAGAUCUCACAAAGACAGAGGAGAAAGAAGUCGUGACAAACGUGAUAAGGACAGAAAACGUGAUCGUGAUAAUCACCAUUCA
Molecule: messenger RNA, 864 nt
Organism: Lottia gigantea (owl limpet)
Lineage: Eukaryota; Metazoa; Mollusca; Gastropoda; Lottiidae
Exons: 7
Cellular component (GO): precatalytic spliceosome
Source: RefSeq, a predicted model, not a curated record